Molecule: messenger RNA, 1296 nt
Organism: Besnoitia besnoiti
Lineage: Eukaryota; Apicomplexa; Conoidasida; Eucoccidiorida; Sarcocystidae
Product: putative glutamine amidotransferase-related
Exons: 3
Coding region: 1-1296 (431 amino acids)
Cellular component (GO): cytosol
Molecular function (GO): hydrolase activity, acting on carbon-nitrogen (but not peptide) bonds, in linear amides
Source: RefSeq, a predicted model, not a curated record
AUGAUGAGCGGCUCCGGCAGUAACGCGCAGGUUCCUCGGCGGGAAGCUACAACCGAUGCAGUGGGCACGUCGAAGCCGCUAAAGCCCCCGUUGUUCGUGUGUGGCGAACCCCUUUCAGACCGAGAGGCCGCAUCUUCACCUGAAGAUCUCGUGCGCGUGCUCGUUGUAACCCGAAGAUGGCUGCGCAAAGGUCGUCUCACAGAGUAUGUUAGUCAACUGCAUCUGGAGAUGCUGCAGAGUCAGCAUGCCGUGCCCGUUAUGGUUCCCAGGACGCCUUGGACUCGCGCCAUGCUUGAAGGUUUCAUGCCGAUGCAUGGCCUAUUAUUGGUGGAAGGGGAAGAUAUAGGCCCGUCACUGGAUCCGUACAGGGGAACCGCCUCGGUAGAUCAAGUGCAGAGGCUUGAAGUGCAAUCCAUGCACCCGGGUGAAGUCACGUCCGACGAGGAACGAGACGCGAUUGAGGUAGAACUCCUUCAGCGAUGUCAUGCAAAUGGGGUUCCGAUUUUAGGAAUAUGCAGGGGAUGCCAGCUGAUCAACGUGUUUCGCGGCGGGUCCUUGUUCUAUGACAUCGGACUACAAGUUGGAAAGGGAGUGCAACAUAUUAAUUAUAGCAACUACGAUCAACACCGACAUGGGCUGUGGGUAAACUCAGUAUCGCCUCUAGGUGGGCUAUUCCGCGAGGAAUACGAGAAAGCACGCUCAACCGGGGCUCUGCUGUCGGCCGAAGAUGUUCGGUUGCGGAAGCUUGAUUCGGAUGGCUUCAUCGUGUCAGGAUCAGGGGGGCCGGCUGUCGUUUCGGGUCAGCGCGACGGAGUAACUAGAGGCGGGGUCGUGAAUGAGUCAGACACGACUAACCGAGGUGGUGACGACUCAACAGGUGUACUCGCGGAACGCAGGGAGAAUCUCAACUGUUUUGGUCCCCAAUCGGGCAAUGACUUCUUCCAAGUGCAAGUGAACUCGUAUCAUCAUCAAGGCGUGCGCGAUCUGGGAAAGGGCUUGAUUCCAGUUGCUUUCUCAGAAGAUGGUCUGAUCGAAGCUUAUUGCGAUGCCAGCAUGAUGGUCGAUGAAAACGGGUCGGCUGCAACUGGUGGCGCAGAACAGAGGGCGAUCGACUACGGACAUGACCGGCGGCCGUGUAAGCACUUCGUGCUGGGGCUUCAGUUCCACCCGGAGCGGAUGGCUGACGAUUACGCUGGAUGUCGUCGAAUUUUCGAGGCCUUUGUCACGGCAUGCCGGAGAUAUAAAAGGGCAUGUUCUUCGUCAGAGACAUUGUCAGUGUCUCGUGCAAAGGUGUAG